Messenger RNA from Rhincodon typus (whale shark), 2608 nucleotides. RefSeq names its product BRCA1-associated protein. Bases 217 to 1584 code for a protein of 455 amino acids. Lineage: Eukaryota; Metazoa; Chordata; Chondrichthyes; Orectolobiformes; Rhincodontidae. Gene Ontology annotation, molecular function: ubiquitin protein ligase activity; nucleic acid binding; zinc ion binding. Gene Ontology annotation, biological process: Ras protein signal transduction; protein ubiquitination. The transcript is spliced from 10 exons. The record is from RefSeq and is a predicted model, not a curated record. Gene Ontology annotation, cellular component: cytoplasm.
GGGGUCAGUUUGACGGAAGUGGGUCUGGGUGGCCAGGUCUGUUUUGUUGAGGGAGGUUCGGGGAUUAUUUUACUUUCUCCACCCCCCACAAAGAGGGGGAGAAAAUUCUCCCGUUCUGGGUGUCCCGCUAGUUUCUCAAUGUAUUUUUAUCUUGAGUUUUUGUUUUGUUUAAAGUUUAUUUUUAACUCGGGUGAGCAGAUCUGUGGGGUUUAACAUAUGAGCGUUUCACUUGUGGCCGUACGUCUGGAGCUGGCGAACCACUCGCACCAUCCGGAGGGUUUCGAGUAUUGCGCUGUAACUAUGGCAGACGAUGAAAGUAAAGAGAAGAAAUCGCUCAGUUCAGCAAAGCUCUUGCUGGAGGGUAAAACAACUGGAGAAAAAUCCACUAUCUUGCAUCAACACAUUGGUCGUAGAGAGAUGAGAGACAUGGUAAUUGAAACUAUAACCUCCAGCAAAGACAAAGAUACUGUGGAUUGUGUACUGAAAUCAGAGCAAAAGACCAGUUGUGGCACCAACCCUCUGGAAAAAGCAAGUACUGCUGAUCCAAAUGAAAACAAUAAAGUGUGCAAAGAUCAGAGUGGUAAUGCACCAGACUCGCCAUCCAAACAGCUGCCUGACCAAAUUUCUUUCUUUAGUGGGAAUUCAUCAGUUGAAGUAGUACAUGGAAUCAUGCAUCUCUACAAAACUGACAAGAUGACAUCCUUAAAAGAAGACGUGAGACGAAGUGCCAUGUUGUGUAUCCUUACUGUCCCUGCCACCAUGACUAGCCACGAUCUUAUGAGAUUUGUUGCACCAUUUGAUGAUUCAAUUGAGCACAUGAAAAUAAUAAGGGAUUCAACCCCAAACCAAUAUAUGGUUCUUGUCAAAUUCUGUUCACAGGCGGAAGCAGACAGCUUUUAUACUGCCUGUAAUGGUCGGCAAUUUAAUUCAAUUGAGGAUGACGUUUGCCAGCUGGUAUAUGUGGAAAGGGCUGAGGUCAUCAAAUCUGAGGAUGGAGCCAGUCUUCCUGUAAUGGGUGUAACUGAGUUACCACCAUGCAUUGUGUGCCUUGAAAGAAUGGACGAGUCUGUAAAUGGUGUUCUAACAAUUCUCUGUAAUCAUAGCUUUCAUAGUCAUUGCUUGCAACACUGGGAGGAUACAACGUGCCCAGUUUGCAGGUACUGUCAGACCCCAGAACCAGUUGAAGAAAACAAAUGUUUUGAGUGUGGAGUUCAGGAGAACCUGUGGAUUUGUUUGAUAUGUGGACACAUAGGAUGUGGCCGAUAUGUCAGUCGUCAUGCAUAUAAACACUUUGAAGAAACACAACACACGUAUGCCAUGCAGCUCACUAAUCACAGAGUUUGGGACUAUGCAGGAGAUAACUAUGUUCAUCGUUUGGUGGCCAGUAAAACGGAUGGAAAGAUUGUCCAGUAUGAGUGCGAGGGUGACACUUGUCAAGAUGAAAAGAUUGAUGCCCUUCAAUUAGAAGCUCUCAUUGUGGAAUAUCCUGACUGCGCACUUCUACGUAACUUUUUUGGUCUUGUGGAAAGCGUACCUACAUUUCUUACAUUCAGAUACUGCUGUCCUUGCCUACACCCAGAGUAAAGCGAGAUGCGACAUGGUGAAGCUAUUUUUGGUCACGCUGCAAUGCCACUGAAAUUUAGUUGGAUGUGAAUUUUUUUUCUGCACCAAAGUAUUUGUUUAUUUAAAUGACAUGUGCUGAAACCUUAUACCUAUAGAUUUGUUCCUGUGGGUUAUUUAUUACUGUUUGAGUGAGCAUUGCCUAUUAGUAACUGAACCACCAGAUGGACCAGUUUGUGAAUUCUUUUAUGGUUUGGUGUAAGCACAUUGUUAAUAAACUGAUGUGGCAUGGUGUUUCACAUUGAGUAUGCUUUGGUUCAGCCCAUCCACCUCUCCCAAUGGAAGAAAAUUGAAUAAAAUGCAAAAAUGAAAUAGCUUCCUUUAAAGUUUAACUCAUUUAUAGAAGUAAAUAGAUGCUCCGCUAGUUAAUAACUUGGAUCUUACGUGCCGUUGUAAAUGUUGCAGUUUUGCUGCUACCGAGAAGUUUUGGAAAUUCCCAGUUUUGAUAAAGCCAGUACAAGUGGCCUCUCCUUCCUUCCCUGUCACUGAUAGUGGAAGCAUUGAAAGUUAAGACAGAAUGAGCAAGGAUGUUAGUUGCCAGUAAUCUGUUCUGCUGAGAUUCUCCUGCUGUCAUGUUCUGGCAUACAGUAAUUUCUCUCAAAUGAACUGGCUUUUCUGGAGUUUGUAAAAGACUCAGGCCAAAUAAACUGCAUGUUAAACAAUCAGUAUGAAGUUUGUUUUGAGCUAACAUGCUGUUGCGUGUAUGUAAACAGCCCAGCUGAAAUACAGAGCUGUCUGUGUCAAAUCUUAAAUGUACCAAGGGAUGCUUUUGACUAGAUCAGUUUCAUUAGUUAAUAUUAAUUGGUGCCUGUUUGUGGAUAUUGGAAAGCAUAACUGGUUUCUUAAAAUAAGUAGUACACUUGAGAAAAGUUCAAUUCGUUUUCAUAAAUCAAUAUAGAUACCUGUCCAAAAUCUGUUCUAAACUGAUCAAGAUGAGCCAUCAAAUGUCAAAGCCUUCUCAAAGAAAAUUUUCAUGAAUGUGUCAGGG